AUGGCCAUCGAGGAGCUGCGCAGCGGCCGCUUCUGGCGGGGGGUGCUGGCAGAGCUGCUGGCCACCCUCAUCUUCGUGGGGGUGGUCUUGGGGGCUUCGGCAUCCCCAGAGCAGCUGGCACCGGCCCUGGCAGGGGGGUUGGUGGCCGGGGGGCUCCUCUGCACCCUCGGGGGUCCCCAGGCCAACCCUGCCUUGACGCUGGCCCUGCUGUGCACCCGCAAGCUGAGCGCCCUGCGCGGGGCCGUGGGGGUCCUGGCCCAGUGCACGGGGGCCACGCUGGCCUCUGCUGCUGCCCGGGCAGCGCUGCAGGAUGGCACCGGCCUCGUCACCAGGGUGAGCGUGGCAGGGACAGCGGGGACAGCGCUGGCAUGGGAGACCUUUGCCACCUUCCAGCUGGCACUGGCUGCCUUUGCCACCUCUGAACACGCCGCCCCACAGGCUGGGCUGGCCCUGGGCAGUGCUGUGACCGCCGGUGCCCUGGCUGCAGGGCCGUUCUCAGGGGGCAGCAUGAACCCCGCGCGCUCGCUGGGGCCGGCCAUCGUCACCGGGCUCUGGGAUGAUCAUUGGGUGUACUGGCUGGGCCCGGUGCUGGGCGCGGUGCUGGCCGGGCUCUCCUACGAGUUCAUCCUGGCACCGGGAGCGUCCCGGGAGAAGCUCAGCGCCUGCCUCGCCUGCCGGGACGUGGCUCUGGUGGAGACCCCCAGCCUGUCCCCCUCCUCGGUGUCCCAGUGCCCCCCACCACCCUCCCCAGGCGAGCAGGGCACUGCCUGA
Melozone crissalis (California towhee) is the source of this 771-nucleotide messenger RNA. RefSeq names its product aquaporin-2-like. Gene Ontology annotation, molecular function: water channel activity. Gene Ontology annotation, biological process: transmembrane transport. Lineage: Eukaryota; Metazoa; Chordata; Aves; Passeriformes; Passerellidae. Gene Ontology annotation, cellular component: plasma membrane. The record is from RefSeq and is a predicted model, not a curated record. The coding region runs from base 1 to 771 and encodes 256 amino acids. The transcript has 5 exons.